GAUGAAUAGAAAGUAAAAGUCAGAGGAACUUCUUAUGUUCCAAUCACGCCCUGAUACUAUAAAACGUGUUUUUAGAAGUUCCGUGAUCAGAGUUACAAGCAAAGUCAGAGGUGCAAACAUGUGGGCUGAAGAUGAUUUGGGUCCAGGUUCUACACUAUGCCUCCAAAGCUACAUACAACCACUGGAAGGAAACAUCUACAUGAUGUACCAUGGCACAACCAGAGAGGCUGCUGAAGAAAUAAAAGCAUCUGGCUUUAAACAGUCUACUAAAGGGAUGCUCGGCCGUGGCGUCUACCUCAGUCGAGAUCUUGAAAAGGCCUCCAGAUACCCUCUGGAUUUACCUGAGGAUCAGAGAGUAGUUCUGAGAGUCAAAGUCAAUGUUGGUAAAGUAAAGAAGAUCGAUUCUCAGAAUCACCCAAUGCGAACAACCUGGCAUGAUCACGGAUAUGACACCGCCUGGUGCCCUCCAAAAUGCGGCAUGGUGCCAAGUGGUCUUGAGGAAGACUGUGUUUGGGAUCCAAAAAGAAUCACAAUCAUUGAUGAAAUCCACCCAAAACAAGCGAUUUCUGUUCUCCAGAGUCAGAACACACCAACUGCAAAUAAUGUCUACAAAAUGUACCAUGGCACAUCUAAGGCGGCUGCAGAAAAAAUACUUCAAGGAGGUUUUCGUCGAUCUGCUGGUGGCAUGUUGGGACCUGGUGUCUACCUCAGUCGAGAUCUAGAGAAGGCCUCCAAAUACCCUCUAGAUGAGGAUCUAGUUGAGGACCAGAAGGUGGUUUUGAGAGUUAAGGUCAAUGUUGGAAAUGUAAUAGCAAUCACCUCUCAAGGUCAUCGAUAUCAGAAAACCUGGCAUGAUCAAGGGUUUGACACUGCCUGGUGCCCCCCUAAUUGUGGAAUGGUGAAAAGUGGUCAGGAAGAAGACUGUGUUUGGGAUCCAAGUAGAAUCACAAUCAUUGAUGUAAUUCCAUCACGCCUUUCCAAAGAACCCCAAGAAGGUAAAGUGUACAGAAUGUACCAUGGUACAUCUAGGGAGGCUGCAGAAAAAAUUAAAAUAGAGGGGUUUCGUCAGUCUGCUGAUGGCAUGCUUGGGCGUGGUGUUUACCUGAGCCGAGAUCUAGAGAAGGCCUCCAAGUACCCUCUACAUCUUGACAAGCAUCAGAAAGUUGUUCUGAGAGUCAUGGUUAAGGUCGGAAAAGUUAUAAGGAUCAAUUAUCAAGGUCAUCCAUAUCAGAAGACCUGGCAUAAUCAUGGGUAUGACACCGCCUGGUGCCCUCCUUGUGACAUGGUGCCAAGUGGUCUUGAGGAAGACUGUGUUUGGGAUCCAACCUGUAUAACAGUCAGUGGUGUAAUCCGUUCUCCACCAUGCCUCAAAAGCUUCAUACAACCACAGGAAGGUAACAUCUACAGGAUGUACCAUGGCACAUCCAGGAAUGCUGCUGAAGUAAUAAAAGCAUCUGGCUUUAAACAGUCUGCUACAGGGAUGCUCGGCCGUGGUGUCUACCUCAGUCGAGAUCUUGAAAAGGCCUCCAGAUACCCUAUGGAUAAGACUCUGCCUGUGGAUCAGAGAGUAGUUCUGAGAGUCAAAGUCAAUGUUGGUAAAGUGAAGAAGAUUGAUUCUCAGAAUCACCCAAUGCAAAAAACCUGGCAUGAUAAAGGGUAUGACACCGCCUGGUGCCCUCCAGGAUGCGGCAUGGUGCCAAGUGGUCUUGAGGAAGACUGUGUUUGGGAUCCAAAAAGAAUCACAAUCAUUGAUGAAAUCCACCCAAAAGUAGGGCUUUCUGGUGCUCACUGUGAACGUUAUUAAAAUAAUACUGAAGGGUUAGUCUAAAAAUGCUUUAAAGUUUCUGAUAUGUUGUUUGUUAUUUUUUUUUACAAACUGUUAAAAAAAAACUUCAUCAUUUUUAAAUGAUCAUAUUGUACCCCAUGUUCUGACACAAGCAAGCAAAAUUAACCUACUUUAAAAAAGUUUGUGUUCCAACAAUCUACAAAUUAAAAAAUAAAAGUAAUUUAAGAAAAUUAUAUUGGAAAAGCUACCUACACUCUCAAAAAGAAUGUGUUGAUUAUUUACAACAUAGUUUGUGUUGUACUAUUUAUCUCAAUAUGUGUACUUUUGUGUUAUUAUGUGUUCAAUAAAUAAAAAGGACUACACAAUUUGAGUUAAAAGUAAGACAGAAU
Messenger RNA from Triplophysa dalaica, 2175 nucleotides. RefSeq names its product grass carp reovirus (GCRV)-induced gene 2e (gene gig2e). The record is from RefSeq and is a predicted model, not a curated record. NCBI's taxonomy places the organism in Eukaryota, Metazoa, Chordata, Actinopteri, Cypriniformes, Nemacheilidae. The transcript has 4 exons. Gene Ontology annotation, cellular component: cytoplasm. Gene Ontology annotation, molecular function: NAD+ poly-ADP-ribosyltransferase activity. The coding region runs from base 35 to 1804 and encodes 589 amino acids.